Lactuca virosa is the source of this 2470-nucleotide messenger RNA. The record is from the annotation of a GenBank genome assembly. Lineage: Eukaryota; Viridiplantae; Streptophyta; Magnoliopsida; Asterales; Asteraceae.
AUGCAGAAAGAACAGUUCAUCGUCUUUGGUCAAUCGCAAACACAAGCGCGUGAGUUCCCAAAUUCACAAUCCCCCACUAACGCUUCAUCAGCAAGAGAGCAGAGUUCGGAUCGAUUACUCCCUUCUGAAUCGUUGUUUGAUUUUCGAUUAGGUAGAUCAUCAUACCCGUUGAAAACCCUAGGCUUGAAUUUAGAAGCGUUCUCCGGGGCGGCCGGCGGGGGUGUUCGUAUAUGUAUGGCUUCAGGGAUAUUAGAUGCGGACAAGAUAAGCAAAGGAAAGAGUAAGUGGGGAGAGGAGGGUAAUAAAGUCUACACGAGAAGAUUCAAAAGGAUCGCCAAGAACACCACCGCCGAUACCCCCUCCUCCCCAACCACUACCGACACCGUCACCGUCGCCGCUACAUCUCCGCCUACUACCAGAACCAACACAUCCAAUCCAGCUUCUCCACCCACCGCCACAAACAACGAGCAAAAUCUAGCUACUGAAGACGCGAAUUCGGAACAUCAACAUACUCUAUCGCCGGUAGUAGAGGUAUCAGAUGAUCAUUCGGUUCAAAUUGCCGCUUCCCCAAAUCGGCCCACCGGGAACGGUGUGAUAAAACCGGUUGUUGUUAUUGUCGGCGAUCGGGUUAAGAUUAAUUUAAAAGCGGCGAAGUCUAAGAAUGAGAUUAUCGAGCUUAGAGAGAAGCUGAGAGCCGAGCUUAAUCGAGUCCGACGUGUAUCUCAGAAACUUGAAGAUAAAGAAGCUGACACCUUCUCCGCUGUUCUUGCUGUUCCUGCCGACGUUGAAGCUUACAGUCAUUCACAGUAUUCAGGUAAUGAUAUCAUCGAGAGGAGAGCUUUGCUCAGAGUGAAUUCAGAAAUGGGUACUGAUUUUGUGGACAGGAGAGCCUUGAUGAGACUGAAUUCUGAUAUGGGUUCGGCUCCCAAUACUGACAUGAGGCCUUUUAGGCAACUAAAUGUAUCAGUUGUGGAUAACAACAACCAUGGAGUCGGUGAGUUUGUUGAAAAAGAAAAAAGGACACCAAAGGCUAAUCAGUAUUACAGGAAUUCAGAUUUCCUUCUUGGAAAAGACAGAUUACCACCUGAAACCAACAAGAGGCAGAAAGCUAAUGGUGGAAGAAAACACAGCAAGGAAUCAGAUUAUUCUUCUGGACAUGAAAGACACAGGAAUCAGAUGUUCAAGAACUGCAACAAUUUGCUUCAGAGGUUGAUGAAGCACAAACAUGGUUGGGUGUUUAACGAACCUGUUAAUGCAAAGCUUCUUGGACUCCAUGAUUACCAUGACAUAAUCAAACACCCGAUGGAUUUUGGCACAAUUAAGAGUCGACUUGCUCAAAACUUCUACAAGUCUCCAAUGGAGUUUGCAGAGGAUGUGAGGCUGACUUUUUACAACGCCAUGACAUAUAAUCCAAAAGGACAAGAUGUACAUGUUAUGGCAGAACAAUUAUCAAAUAUAUUUGAAGAAAGGUGGUCAGUGAUUGAAUCUGAAUCAAACCCAGAUUGGAGAUAUGGAAUGAUUUAUGAUGCAAACACUCCAACUCCAACAAGUAGAACACCCACUUCAAGAAAAGCUCCUCAUUUUGCACAUGCUCCUUCAAGAACACUGUACAGGUCAGAAUCCAUGUCUUUACCUUUCAUGAAUCGGCCAAAACCCAAAAUUGCCCCUCCAAGUAGGACACCAGCACCCAAGAAACCCAAAGCUAAAGAUCCCAACAAGAGGAACAUGACAUAUGAAGAGAAGCAAAAACUGAGUACAAAUCUUCAAAGCUUACCUUCUGAAAAGCUCGACAACAUUGUCCAAAUCAUCAAAAAGAAGAACACUUCACUUUCUCAACAUGAUGAUGAGAUUGAAGUUGAUAUCGAUAGUGUUGAUAUAGAAACUCUAUGGGAACUCGAUCGGUUUGUCACAAAUUACAAGAAGAGUUUGAGUAAACACAGAAGGAGAGCUGAACUUGCUCAACAAGCUAAUCGAACUGUGUUACAAAACCCGAACCCUGUGACAUCCACUAUGGAGGCCCCGAAAGAAAAUAAUAAAACAAGAGGUGAGAAGAGCAUUGCUGGAAGUGGUGGUCCUGGUGAAGGAGGAGAUAAUGGGGUUGGAAGUAGUAGGUCUAGUAGUUCAAGCAGUUCUAGUAGUGAUUCUGGAUCAUCUUCAAGUGAUUCAGAUAGUGAUAGUUCAUCUGAAGAUGGAUCGGAUGCAGAUGCAGCUCAUUCACCUACAACUUGAAUGGCAUAGAUUAAGUAAGAUUUUCAUCAACAACUCAACUGACAGGUGUCCUAAGUCCUAACAAAGAAAAAGAAAAAGAAUGUUUUUGUGCAAGUGCAAUUGGCCGAGAUUGUUGAUUGUUGAUUUGUAAUUAAAGAUGGUGCCUUGCCUUUUGUUAUUAGCAAGUAGAAAUUAGUAGUAGUAGUAGCAGGGUGUAUGAUAUAAGAGAGUUGGAUUGUGGGCCCCAUGCGAUCAAUCAACA